Messenger RNA from Clonostachys rhizophaga, 396 nucleotides. NCBI's taxonomy places the organism in Eukaryota, Fungi, Ascomycota, Sordariomycetes, Hypocreales, Bionectriaceae. The record is from the annotation of a GenBank genome assembly.
AUGGGACUGCUCAUCAAAGGCCAGAUUCUUGCGCUGCUCGCGGGUCUUGGGCUUGAUGCCCUUCUUCGCAGCAAAGCGCUCCCAUUUGGUGGGUUCUUUGGCCUGGGGGACGGGCUUCUCUCGCGGCAGGUGUGUGCUGGGUGGCGGAAGCGAGAGGAGGACGCCUUCCUUGGUGGAGCUGAGGGGGCAGGUCGAGAGCAGCUGGUUGAUCAGGGCCUGAGCUCCGUCGCGCGCGACCUCGGCGAGAGACUGCUCGAUGGAGGAGUGGUCGAGGACGAUUGGGUUGGGGUCCUCUGCCAUGAGAAGGCCCAGGUCGAAGGUGUAUGGCGUGGGCUUGUCGACGGCCACGACGAGCUUGGUCUUUCCUUCCAUUUUAGCGAUCGAAACCGAAAAUAA